Messenger RNA from Monoraphidium neglectum, 1701 nucleotides. RefSeq lists its product as hypothetical. The coding region runs from base 1 to 1701 and encodes 566 amino acids. The transcript is spliced from 2 exons. NCBI's taxonomy places the organism in Eukaryota, Viridiplantae, Chlorophyta, Chlorophyceae, Sphaeropleales, Selenastraceae. The record is from RefSeq and is a predicted model, not a curated record.
AUGCAUCAUGGCUCGCUGCCUUUGGACUCCUUCAACCCACUGACCCUGCCCAAGGCCCGGACGCCGGGGCUGAGCGGUGACGGAAACAGCCUGCCGCGUGUGCCGUCGCUGCAGGGCAGCGGCUUCCUCAGUGGCGGCCCGAGCGGCAGCGGGACUGGCAGCGUGGGCAGCUUGGGUGGCGGCGGUCUGGGCGGGGGGCUGGGCGGCUUUGGCGGCGCUGGCGGUUUUGAGAGCGGGCUGCAAGGCUUGCAGGGCAGUAGCAACAGCUUGCAGCAGCUGCAGCAGCAGCAGCAGCAGCAGCAGGUCCCGCAGCAGCUAGCUCAGCUGCAGCUAGCUCAGCUGCAGCAGGCACACCACCAGGCGCAGCAGCAGCAGCAACAGCAGCAGCAGCAACAGCAGCAGCAGCAACAGCAGCAGCAGCAGCAGCAGCAGGCACAGGCACAGCAGCAGCAGCAGACUACGCAGCAGAUUUUGAACAAUGCUGGUCUGAAUACCAGUGGGCUUACUGCAAUGCAGAUGCAGCAGUUGCAGCAGCACCGUCUGCAGCAACAGCAGCUCCAGCAGCUUCAACAGCAACAGCUGCAGCAGCAGCUCCAGCAGCAACAGACGCAGCGUCAACAGCAGCAGCUGCAACAGCAGCUCGCGCAGCAGCAGCUGCAGCACCAACUGGCGCAGCAGCAGCAGCAGCGCCAAAACCAGCAGCGCCAACAGCAGCAGCUGCAGCAGCAGCUCUCACAGCAGCAGCAACAGCAGCAGCAGCAGCAGCAACAGCAGCAGCAGCAGCAGCAGCAGCAGCAGCAGCAGCAGCAGCAGCAGCAGCAGAUCUUGCAGCAGCAAGAACUACAGCAACAGCUCAAGGCUGCAGGGCUGGCGGGACUCAGCAGCAACCUGUCUGCACAACAAAUGUUCAUCCUCAAUCGCAACGCGCAAGCCAGCUCCAUCGGCGGCGCUGCUGCCAUCGCAGGCCUGCUGCCCCCAAACGGCCAGCUGCUGCAGAACAACAUUGCGGCCGCCGCCGCUGCCGCCAACCCGACGCUGGCGGCGAACAUGGUGCAGCAACGCCAGGCGCAGCUGUUUGCUGCCAACGGGCUCAUGGCUGGCCUGCAGCAGCAGCAGCAGCUUCAGCAGUUCCAGCAGCAGCUGCUCCAGCAGCAGCUGCUCAAGGGCCUCCCCACCAGCCAGGCGCUGCAGCAGGCGUUUGGCGCCGCCGCCGACCCGCUGUCGCUCCAGGGGGGCGCGAGCAUGCAGUUUCAGGGCCUGCAGCAGCAGCAGUCCAACGCCGCGCUGCUGCAAAACCUGGCGCGCCAGCAGGCGGUGGCGCGGGAAAGGGAGCGUGCAGUGCAGCAGCUGCGCGACAGCCAGGCCGCGGCGGCCGCGGCCCUGCAGCGCGAGCAGCAGCAUGCCAAGAUUGUAGCGCAGCAGCACGCGGCGCUCGCGGCUGCGGGCAUCAAUGUGGGGGGCGGCCAGCAGGGGCUCAGCCACGCCGCGCUCCUGGCCGCGCUGCGCAACUCGCAGGUCGCCGCAGCGGCGGCGGCGCAGCAGCAGCAACAGCAGCAGCAGCUGCAGCAGCAGCAGCAGCAGCAGCAGCAGCAGCAGCAGCAGCAGCAGCAGGCUGCCGCGGCGCAUGCUGCAGCGAAUAACAUAAACAUAUGGGCCUGGGCGGCAUGCCCAGCGGCGGCGGCGGCGGCGCGUUUGGGCUAG